Hansenula ciferrii is the source of this 1479-nucleotide messenger RNA. RefSeq lists its product as uncharacterized. NCBI's taxonomy places the organism in Eukaryota, Fungi, Ascomycota, Saccharomycetes, Phaffomycetales, Wickerhamomycetaceae. The coding region runs from base 1 to 1479 and encodes 492 amino acids. The record is from RefSeq and is a predicted model, not a curated record. The transcript has a single exon.
AUGAAAAGAAUGAAAAUUUCACUAUUUUUACUGGGAUUAUUGGGUUAUUCAUUAGCUGAUAGAACUUUUAAAAGAUGCGAAUCAAUUGCAGACCCAAAGUUAAGCGAUAAACAUCAACCAAGUAUAGAUAUAAUAAACGUUGAGCAAGAUACACAUGUUAUAUUAUAUCAUAUCAUAGAUCUACCAAAGACAAAUAUUCCAUUUCAUUUUAAUGAUCAAUAUGAUUUCAAAAAUGAGGAUUUAAAGUUAUGCACCCAAGAUUUAAUAGAAUCUGGUGUAUGCUCAGCUGAAGAAGGAUUUACAUUAAUAACUGAUCAAAAUACAGAACUAAAUGAUAUAAUUGUGAAUAAGAUUAUUAAAGUUGGUGAAACUUUCCAUUAUCCAAUUGGAAACCCUGGUGUAUUUUGUGCUAUUGGUUAUCAUGAAUUCUCUUCCUAUAAGCCACCAUUGAGUAUCAUCCAUUCACAACCUUUUGGAUUCAUAACACUUGAAGAGCAUAUUUUCAAAAACAUUCUUUACUAUUUCAACUUUCUUUGUGUUGGGUUAUCAAUUAUAUUUAUAAUAUCAAAGAAAUUGAAAGAACACAAUAAAUUUUCCACAAAUACUAAAAAUCAAUACUUAACUUCAACACUAGUAAAUAUUUUGCUCAUUUCAUUAUCAUCUUUUAUCAUUAAUAUAAACCAAUAUUUGGUUUUGAUGUUAAAAGAAAGACGUGAUAUAGUCAAUGAAGGGAAUACAUUUUAUACCUGGGCUAUUAUACAAACUAUUCUAAUAAUUAACUUUGCAAUUAGGUUUGUUAGAUCGAGUGAUAUUUAUGCAACUUGUUUGAACUUUAGAUCAUCAUCAGAGAUUAAACUUGAUAAAAGUUUCCACUUCUUUACCGUUUUAGUUAUAUUAUAUCAUCUUGGAACACUUCUUAAAGAUUCUGGACAAUUGAAUACCAUUGGUAUUGAAAGUUUGAAAUAUCCAAGUGGGCUCAUUAUCUUAGGUAUCAUAUUCAAAAUUUCUAAAAAACCAUUGAAUGACAAUAAAUUAGAUAUGCAUUAUAGAUUAAGAUUUCAAAAAACAAGAAGAUUAGUGAUGCUCACUAUUAUUGGGGCUUGGAUAAUACGUGGUAUUUAUAAAAUUGUCAAUAAAUUCAUUCAAAGUUUUAAAAUUGGUAAUAUAAAUAUUAAUGAUAUUUCAAAAUUACAAUAUAAUCAAUUGAAGACUAUUUUAACUUUAGAAGAAACUGCUAAAUAUGAUGUUCUCUCAGUAUUUAUUAAUAGAAUUGAUUACUGUGCUCCUUUAAUAAUAUUUAUCGGUUCUUUAAUCAUUUGGAAAGGUGUUAGAUACGAUACUUUGAAAGAAAGUAAUGGAUCAAUAGAUCAAUCAACUAAAAAAGUUGAAGAUUUGAAUAAUUUAGAUGAUAAUAAAAUUUCAUUAGAUAACUUGAAAGCCAGAAGUCAGACGAAUAAUAUUAAUUUAGAUUAUAUAUAA